Molecule: messenger RNA, 2088 nt
Organism: Candida dubliniensis CD36
Lineage: Eukaryota; Fungi; Ascomycota; Pichiomycetes; Serinales; Debaryomycetaceae
Product: putative asparagine synthase
Exons: 1
Coding region: 1-2088 (695 amino acids)
Molecular function (GO): asparagine synthase (glutamine-hydrolyzing) activity
Source: RefSeq, a predicted model, not a curated record
AUGUGUGGGAUUUUACUUAAAGUAGCAAAUAAACCAUUGGAUGUACCGUCAUGUAUUCCACAACCAUUAAAACCACAACACAACGACCACCAGAACAACAACAACAACAACAACAACAAUAACUUUAAUCAUCAGCAAUGGGAAACUUUAGACACCAACAUUAUACAAACAUUUUUAGAUAAAGGAUCAGAAUUAAAACCAUUAACUAAUCAACAACUUUAUAAAUUAAAUAAUUUAUCUCAUUUAAGAGAAUUAAAUAAUCAAUUAUCAAAACUUAAAAACAAUGUGAAAACAUUAUCAUCACCAGAUUUAGAAAAUCAACGACAGCAAGAUAUUACACAAUUACAAUCACAAAUAGAUUUGAUUUCCAGAGACGAUGAAACUGAUGGGUUAUUAUCUGAUAUGCAACAACAAGAACAAGGUUUGGAUCGGAUGAUUUAUAAUAUAUCUAAUAGAGGUCCAGAUUAUUUAAAUUUCAGUCAAUUCACCACCACCACCAAUAAUGGAGAUGAAUUUUAUUUCCAGACAUUUCUGGCGAUAUUAUCAUUACGACAACCAUUUACUAAGCAACCAAUUUUUAAAGAUCAAUUUGUAUUACAAUUCAAUGGAGAAUUAUAUAAUCAAGAAUGUUUACAAAUUAAUGAUACACAAUUUAUAAUUGAUAAAUUACAUGAAUGUUUAAAAGUUUGUGAUGAUAGAACUAAUGCUAUUUUAUUAACUUUAAAAUCACUUAAUGGAGAAUUUGCUAUAAUUUUAAUUGAUCUAUUGGAGAAUAAAAUUUAUUUUGGUCGUGAUUCUAUUGGGAAACGUUCAUUAUGUUAUGAAUUGAUUGAUAGUACUACUGAUAAUAAUAGUAAUAAUAAUAAACAAAUUACUAUUAGUUCUGUAUCAAGUGAAGGAUUUAUUGAUUGUGAAAAUAUAAUUUAUGAAUAUAAUUUAGUGAAUAAUAGUUUGGCAACACAUAAAUUACAUGAAUUACCGAAAUAUAUCAAUCCAGGAAUUGGACUUAUUGAUGAAACUCGUUUAGUGGAAGAACUAUAUGAUCAAUUGAAAAAAUCUAUAUGGAAACGACAAGAUUCUAUUCAUCCUUUAAUAGAAGACAAUAAUCAAGAAAGUAAAUUAGCAAUAUUAUUUAGUGGUGGAUUAGAUUGUACUAUAGUGGCCAACAUAAUAUGUCAAUUAUUUAUCGAGAAUGGCACCAAAACCCCAAUUGAUUUAUUAACAGUAGGAUUUGAAAAUCCUCGAACUAAUCAAAAAAGUAAUGAUAGUCCUGAUAGGAAAUUAGCCAUUAAAUCAUGGUUUCAUUUAAAUAAACAAUUCCCGUUGAUAAAUUUACAAUUGAUUGAAAUUAAUGUUGAUUAUAAAUCUUGGUUAUUACAUAAGAAUCGAGUACAAAAAUUAAUGUAUCCAUAUAAUACUGAAAUGGAUCUUUCAAUAGCCAUUGCAUUUUAUUUUGCUUCUUCUAGUUGUCUUGGAAGUAUUAUUUCGAAAACUAUUUUAAUUGAUAAAACCAUUGAUUGGGAAACAUUUAUCCAGUCACCAGAUAAAUAUAUCACCAAGGUUGAAAAUUAUCAAUCUAAAGCUAAAGUUUUAUUUAGUGGAUUAGGAGCUGAUGAAUUAUUUGCUGGAUAUUCACGUCAUGAAGCUAUUUUCAAUAAGAAAGAAAAUGCCAAUACUUCUAAUCAGAAUGGUCAUCUUUAUAAGGAAUUACAAGAAUCAUUGAAUUAUGAUAUAUCAAUUAUUCAUCAACGUAAUUUAAGUAGAGAUGAUCGAGUUAUUAGUUGUUGGGGUAAAGAAUUACGUUAUCCAUAUUUAGAUCAAGAUUUUAUUAAUUGGGUUAUUCAAAAUAUCCCACCAGAAUUGAAAUUCAAAUAUGAGUACACUCUUUUUAAUAACAAAAAGAAAAAGUCUAACAACAAUAACAAAUUAACAUUUAUACCAACAAGAAAGUAUAUUUUAAGACAAUUAGCUAAUUAUUUACAAAUGCCAUAUGUAUCAUUAGAACUUAAACGAGCAAUUCAAUUUGGAGCUAAAAGUGCUAAAUUAGAAAUUGGUCAAAAUAAAACUAAAGGUACUGAUAGUCUAUAG